AAUCAUUGUUCAAUUACAUGUUGGAAUAUCAUACAUCUUACGAGUAAUUUUGUAACCAAAUUCACGUUUAUUUUGGCUAGAAGUCUAGGUAAACCAGACUACAUCGGGUUUACCUAGACGGUGAAAUGACAGCUAUUGCCUGCUGGGUUUCUACAUCUAAACUACAAAUAAAACGGCCAAAAACAAACACAGUCCUGCCUUUCAGUUAACCUCUUUGAAACUGCACCAGUCAUCAUGUGAUAAUAUAGGUCAGCUGGAUAAUGACGGACGCGCUGCACGAUACAUCUGCAGCUUAUGGCUCUAUGAGCUGGUGUGAGCACAUAUGUGACCCAGUCGUCUCCCCGCCGACCGCCUAAAUGCCGGAGUGAUGAGUGAAAGAGAGGAGGAGGAGAAAAGGAGGAGCGGUGGAGCCAGCUGGAGCACUGGAGAGUUUGCAUACCUUUCAUGUUACCACCCCUACUGACUCUUUCUUCUGGAUUGAUUCCAGCUCUCCCUCCAGCCCUCGAUCCCCGACUUCCUCUCGUUCCCUCCCCACCCCCAUAACUGAAAUAGUCUCCUAAAGGAUUGAAAGGGAUUGAGUCAUCCUUUCUGUCCGGUUUCCUGUGGUCACAAAGUUAAAUUUAGCAGCAGCAGUGGCCGGCCGAGACGACGUGCGUGCAUUAAACCUGGAGUUUCGUGGCAAUCCCUGCGGUUUGUUAUACGAAGAUGUAGUUCACUUCCACAGAAGUGCAGAAGGACUGAGCGGGGCGUGUCGUCUCUUUAUGUCAGACUUCUGUUGAAUUAGCAGUCUGAAAGUUUGUAUCCCUGUUUGUGAUGAAACCUCUGUGGGUUUGCUUUGUGCUUUUUCUUGGGUUUAGUAGAGGAAUGUUGGCUGGGGGAAGCCGGCGAGCGGCGUCUCAAGCGCUCGUUUCGUCUGUAAUGAGGCUCGCCCUGCCGUGAGAGCUUCAGAACUUCAAAGCUGGGCUUUUGAAAGUACGAAAAACUUUCGACAAGUCCUCACUCGAAACUUUAGGAAAUUAAGUUAAGGUUUAGACAGCUGAGAAGCUUUGCUCUGUCCGCUUCAAUCACUCCCAUCUCCACUUGAGAAGGGAAAAAAGCGAGCCGCUCUCCUUACGAGAGCAAACAGAAACCAAAGGCGUGCAGACGGAGGGAGAGAAAAGUUAAGGCUGUGCGUGCGUAUGACUGCGCAACUGUCUGUGUGUGUGUGUGUGUGUGCGUGCGCGCACGAGGGGUGUGUGAGCGUGUGCGCGUCUGUGUCUGUGUGGGAAUGAUUACAUCAGCUCGAGCUAGCUCUAUGAUUGGUUAGGGAUGUGUGGUUUGAUUCACUACCUAAAAGCCUGUGGCUGUAACCCUUUGUGAGAGGAACAGAAGGAAGUUGCCUGCCAAGCUGGAAACAGUGCCAUCCGCAUGCUCUGUCCUGCGCCAAAGCUAGGCAGCGGAAGAACGAGAGGAAUUGUGUGACAGGUAGGACGCGUAAAGCCGCCGACCGGAGGAAGCGUCUGGGAAGCAUCCUGCUUUUUUUGUUCAUUUUUCUUCUUUCCCGUGGAGUUGUGGAGACAUUGGGGGAGCGGGUCCAUCUCUCGGUUUGCGAAGGAGCACACGGGCUGCUGGGGGAAAUGCCAUCUUGUUCUCCUGACUGCUGCCUGCUCAGGCCUGGGGAGAUCAUUAAAAUCUUCAGCGAGGAUGGGAUGGGAAAGAUGGUGGAGAUCCCGGCCGACAUGACGGCGCGAGACCUGUGCCAGCUCCUCGUCUAUAAAAACCAUUGUGUGGACGAUAACAGUUGGGCACUUGUGGAGCAUCAUCCGGCCCUGGGACUCGAAAGAUGUUUAGAAGAUCACGAGCUGGUUGUCCAAGUGCAGGCGUCCAUGACCAGCGAGAGUAAAUUUCUCUUCAGAAAGAACUAUGCCAAAUAUGAAUUCUUUAAAAGUCCUUUGAACUUUUUCCCCGAGCAGAUGGUGGCCUGGUGUCAGGAGAGUAAUGGGACGAUUCCUCCGUCUCAGCUCCUGCAGAACUUUUUAAAUUCUAGCAGUUGUCCGGAGAUCCAGGGAUUUUUGCAUGUGAAAGAGUUGGGCAGGAAAUCGUGGAAGAAACUGUAUGUGUUGUUAAGACGGUCAGGGUUGUACAUAUCAACAAAAGGAACGUCGAAGGAGCCCAGGCAUUUACAGCUACUAGCGGACCUGGAGGAUAGCAAUGUCUUUACAGUAAUAACAGGGAAAAAACUGCACAAUGCACCGACGGACUAUGAGUUUUGCAUAAAACCUAACAAAGUAAGGAAUGAAGUGAAAGAACUGAGGAUGUUGUGUGCAGAGGACGAGCAAAGCCGAACGUGCUGGAUGACUGCCUUCAGACUCUUCAAGUAUGGAAUUCUGCUCUAUCAAAAUUACAAGAUCCCCCAACAGAGGAAAACGUUACUGUCACACUUCCCAGCGCCUGUGAGGAGCGUCUCGGAGAACUCUCUGGUUGCCAUGGAUUUCUCAGGGAGUAUCGGCAGAGUGAUUGACAAUCCUGUGGAGGCUCAGAGCGCCGCCAUGGAGGAGGGACACGCCUGGAGGAAGAGAAGUCAGCGCAUGAAUGUCCUGGGCAGCCCCAGCCCUUUGCACCCCACAUCGCUGAGUGGAGCUAUCCACAGAACUCAGCUGUGGUUCCAUGGCCGUAUUUCACGAGAGGAGUCCCACAAGAUGAUCCAUCAGCAGGGCAGAGUGGACGGAAUGUUUUUGUUACGGGACAGUCAGAGCAACCCCAGGGCAUUUGUGCUCACACUGUGUCACCACCAGAAGAUCAAACAUUUCCAGAUUUUACCGUGUGAGGAAGACGGUCAGAUGUUCUUGAGCCUCGACGAGGGCGCCACCAAAUUCUCGGACCUGAUCCAAUUUGUGGAGUUCUACAGUCUAAACAGAGGAGUUCUGCCUUGUAAACUGAAGCACCCCUGCACCGCUGUGGCCUUAUGACCCUCACAUGCCUGAUUCUGGCUUUAGACAAACACUGCGGUGGUGUGAGUGUGCUGUUGGGCUGGAGAGAGCACACCGCAAGCCGCUCUCUGUCCGUGAGAGACCGGCAAAAAUCUUCCGGGGGACAAACACUUGUGUGUACGGACCUCCCAGCCACAGGCACACUCGACCGUGGCCGGACCAGGUUCUCAGGACAGAUCCUCCAGACCGGAGGGUUUCUUCAGGAUCUGCGGUCUGAAUGCAUUAGUAGUUUUGGGAAGACCAGCAGAACACUCUUAAAUCAUUUCAUUUUGCACUCGUGAACCAGGAAUAACCAUGCUAUGGCGGUUUUUGCUUUCGUAAAUCGAGCGGGUUCUAGAAAGGUCUGUAAGAUGUGGACGGCCGAUAGGGUUUUUUUUAGUACUGUGAAAAGAUGUUGCCGUUAAAUUUGUGCAUUCUCUUCUUCUUAUCCGUACUUCAGUUGGAUGGGUAGGAGUUUUAAACAGGUUUCUUCUGCAAUUGCUUCCUUUUUUUAUAUUUGGGGCUAUUUGCUCAUGUUUUUGAGCAUCUCUCAUGCAUAAACGCAUAUGCCUUCGUAUCUCUAGACUGUUAAAUACAUUGCUACUUGUUUCCCACAAACCAUUAACUGCAGCGCUCUCUACUGGCCAUACUUAAAAGUUACACAUCCCAAUGCCCCUUUAAGAAAUAGUGAGCCAUGUUGUUUUAAGCCCAUAUGACUUUCUUUCUUCUCUAACACAAAAGGAGACAUUUGUAAUGUUAAAACAACAAAAUUAUAAGGAUACUGGUUAACUACUAUCUACUUAUAUAAGAUAAAAAUGCCUAUUGCAUUUACAUUACAUUUAAUCAUUUAGCAGACUAUAUUGUGUCCAUAUGUGUUAUUGCAUUGUACUUACAUAUAAAGUAUAAGCUAGUAAAUACACAAUUGUACCUUUUCUGUCACUGGGGUGGUACCCUCAAAGAUUCAUUUUUGUCCCUUUAUGGGUAUUAAAAUGAUGUUGUACAUUUUGGGCUAUAAUAUUACACAGUAAGGACCUAUUGUGUAGCUUUAAGGACCAAGUUUGUACCAAUUAAAUGUUAGUGGUACAAAGCAUUUAACUGUACUUUUAAUAGAUCCUUAAGUUACAGUAAUGUCCCCAAAAAGAAACAACAUUGUAUUAUGUUUAGUAUACAUGUAAAGGUACAAAACAGAACUUCAGGGUACCACCCCAG
Molecule: messenger RNA, 4157 nt
Organism: Misgurnus anguillicaudatus (oriental weatherfish)
Lineage: Eukaryota; Metazoa; Chordata; Actinopteri; Cypriniformes; Cobitidae
Gene: grb10b
Product: growth factor receptor-bound protein 10b
Biological process (GO): negative regulation of Wnt signaling pathway; negative regulation of insulin receptor signaling pathway; insulin receptor signaling pathway
Molecular function (GO): insulin receptor binding
Source: RefSeq, a predicted model, not a curated record